AUGGUUGUUUCAACAUUAAUUUUAAAAAAUCAAAAUGGUAUUCAACAAUCACAACAACACGAAUAUCUACCAUUUCCAAUUAUAAAAAAUAUAUUUGAUUUCUAUUUCAAUAAUGAGGUUCACUACAGAAUUUCUCAGUUGGGUAGAUUGUCAGACCGUUUCCUCUACCAUAAGCUUGCUCCCAUCGCACAGCUGUCACAUCGUUACUUUGAUUUGGUGAGUGAACGCUAUGUCGUAAGAUGUAUUCGUAAACAACUCCACAGAAAUACUAGUAUUUUUGCAUUAUCGAUUUUCGAGGUGGGAUGGCGUUGGGAAGUUCCUGGUUUGGUAGUUCCAGAUGAGUUUGCAGUCGUCUAG
Molecule: messenger RNA, 357 nt
Organism: Heterostelium album PN500
Lineage: Eukaryota; Evosea; Eumycetozoa; Acytosteliales; Acytosteliaceae
Exons: 3
Coding region: 1-357 (118 amino acids)
Source: RefSeq, a predicted model, not a curated record